AUGGCAGAUAAAGGCCCACCCUUUAGGGGGUCUGGGAUAGCAACCGUGGGGGGUGAGGCGCCGGUUGAGCAAUGCCCUCAAGAGAAGUUCUGUGUGGAAGAGGACUCACCUCUGUGUGACUCCAUAAUGUGGAAGAUGCUAGACAAUUACUACAAGCAAGUGGCUAUCGAGGCCUGGGCCCACGAUUACGUGCCUUCAUUUGUUACGAGCAACAGCCGCCUGUGUAGAUCCUAUGCAAAAAUAAUCAUUAACUUCCUCCAGGACUGGUUCCGACGACCAGAAGCAGACCCAACACAACCAGUUACCAUUCUAGAGAUAGGUGGGGGCCACGGGCGCUUCACCUUCUUGUUACUGAGGGCUCUACAGCGAUACAAGAGGCUCUUCGCAAGUCUGGGACUUCCUGAGCGCCCCUUCCUCGUUGUGUUUUCGGAUGUAGCUGAGGCAAACGUGGACUUUUGCUCAAAACAUCCAGCUCUUAAGACAUUCGUAGAAAUGCAGUGGCUAGACUUUGCGAUCUUCGACGGUAAUAAGGACAGAGAAGUUCACUUGGUCGUGAGAAACGAACCACUCACUAAUGGCGCGGCCCCCGUUGUGGCCAUUUGCAACUACGUGCUGGACUCUCUGUUGACAGACUCCUGGAGGAUAACACCAGGCGCCUGCACCCAUGAGUUUGAACGUUCCCUUGUUUCCAUUUACUCACCGUCAGAGGAACAGCAACUCGAUGCUCCAGACAUAAUGCUACGGAUGACUUUGGGUUGGAAGUGGAAAGGGGUAAAUUUGGAUGCUGCCUGUGACCCUUCAAACCCGGAAAAAAUUGAUUACCUGCAUAAAGACCCAACUAUCAAGGAGGUUUUGCUGCGCUAUCGCCAGCUGAACAAGCAGCUUUCCUUUGUGCUGCCGAUUGGCGCCUUCGCCCUCUUUCGCAACUUGAGCCACAUUGGAGGUGGCCGUCUAUUCUGCUUAGUUGGAGAUAAGGGCUAUCCAACGGCAGACGAAUUCGUGGGACCCAGGGAUCCACAUAUUGCCAUACAUGGCUCCAUUUCAUUUAUGCUCAAUCUGCACGCUGUUCGGAUCUUCUUUGAGUGCAUGGGAGGUUUUUCUCAUGCGACGCCGUACAGAGAUACAUUUCAAGUUACGGGCCUCUGGCUCUGCGGCACGGAACACGAAAUGGGGAGAAGCGUAGCGGCGUUUCUUGAGGAUGUGGAAGACCUUGCACCUGAUGCACUCAUCAACUGGCAAAGGGCAGCGCAAGAAACAGUCGCUGCGGGGGGAGGGCCUGCCAGCAGCAUCAAAUCUCUUAUAUCCCUCCUUCGAUACUCAGCGCAUGAUGCGGAUGUUUUCUUGAAUUUUUCGAAUGAAUUUACGAGUCAGUGUGUGCAUCCAUAUCUGAACCCUCGCACAGAGCAUGACUUGAUUGGGGACCUUGAAGAAACAUUUGCUAAUUGGUAUAAACUGAAAAAGGGAGAGGACGUUGCAGACGUCUGCGGCCACAUAUGCAUGCGCCUUGGCAGGUGCGACAAGGCUCUCAAGUUCCUCCAGGCGAGUGCGGACUUAGAGCCUGAGCGGACUCAUCCGUCGACCUACGUUAAUCUCGCAAGUUGCCACAAGGUCGAAGGCAAACUAGAGGCAGGCAUCAAAUGCUGUGAAAAGGCCCUCCAGAUCGACCCCAACUACACGCAAGCUAUUCAGAUGCUGCGCACGCUGAACAUGUGCAUUAACCCCGCAAAAGUUGCCCUCAUUGGCCUUGGCUACUGGACGCAAUACGAAGCGCUUCCUUUACUCCGUCGGGACACACGACUAAAGAUCGUCGCCGCGUUUGCAUUUAAGCAGGAGGACGUGGCAACAUUGGUUGAGAAGGCCGAGUUGCAAGGAGUCGAGCUUUACAGCGGGUCUCAAGGGCUGUCAUCUUUGUUGGAGAGGUCAGACAUUCAGGCGCUUGUGGUUGACGUCCACAUGCAGCUAAUGAUGUCUUUACUCCCCCGCGUGUUCGCCGCGGGCAAGCACCUCUUGACUCGGUCUCCCUUGCAGAUGAGCCUUUCCUCGGCAGCUGCGCUUCUAGACAUAUACAAGCCUUACUGCAACUCAGUAGUGUGGCAUGCAGUUGAGAACAACAGACAAGAAGAAGCGUUCGUGGAGGCAGCUGCCAAGCUUGCAACCUUGGGGAGAGUGACUUCGGUGUCCUUUAGAUGUGGAACGGACACUGCUCUGAAGUACAAAUUCUCAACUGCGCCAUACGACAUCAAACAUCACAUGGCGCUCGAUCUGCUGCGCUGUGUGACGGCUCUCCGUCAAAUAACGGGCCUCCAAAUGAGCUCACUGUCUGCAGUGGCAAAGGGAGACCAUGCUCCCUGCUGCGGCAGUCCCUCUAGCCAGCUCGAGGAUAAGCCAGACAAAAUUAAAAAUACGAGACUUCGUCGCGAAUAUGCAAGGUUGAGCGGGUGGCUGACCUUCGUGAAUCCCAGUUCACAUCAGAGUGUCCUCGGAUCCUUUGUAAUCAGCCACUGUGUAGGCGACAAUUCACUGACCUAUAAGAUCAAUUGCUUGAGAGGCACAAUGAAACUGACAAAGGCAUCGUCUUGUUGGCGCAUCGACAUUACGGGCGAGAAAGUCCCUGGUGGCACGAGCUUUGCUGUACAGAGCAUUGGGCACCAGAACUGCCACGACGCCUUUGCAGAAGAGCUCUAUGAGAAGCUCCGGUCUACUGAGAAAAGUACAGGGGGAGCAAAUUCUGAAGAAGGACCGACACUGGUUGAUAUAUCCAUCAACGGGGCACUCGCUGAUUCCGCAAUCAUUGAGGGCAUACUCGCAUCUAUGCAGAACGACGGGGCUCCAGCUCGUUUUGGCAGCCCUGUAUCUGAAGCUGUUGAAGGUCACAAAAAGAUGGACAAAAAAUCAGCCUCUCUCCGGAGCGUGCAUUGCUAUGAUUCUACAACGGUGGCUUGA
Messenger RNA from Eimeria necatrix, 2943 nucleotides. RefSeq names its product TPR domain-containing protein, putative. Gene Ontology annotation, molecular function: nucleotide binding; protein binding. The coding region runs from base 1 to 2943 and encodes 980 amino acids. Lineage: Eukaryota; Apicomplexa; Conoidasida; Eucoccidiorida; Eimeriidae. The record is from RefSeq and is a predicted model, not a curated record. The transcript is spliced from 11 exons.